AAUAAUAAUAAUUUGCUACCGUUAAAAUGCUUUAUUGAACAUUUGUGUUUCUUAUAGUAAAAAUACUACAAUUUUCCAGAUCAGAUUUUAUGUAUUUUGUGUUUCUUGGGUCCAGUAUGAUGAUAUAUUAUGUCAAAGUGAAAAAAGAAUUGUCAGGUCAUAUAGGUGAUAUGCUGAAAAAAAAGAUACCAAACAUUGGCAAGUGAUAUAUAUAAAGGCAAAUUCAAAAGUAUGCAAAAAUGGCCAAAAUAGUUCAAGACUCCUAAGGGUUAAGGAAAUCUUAACUUAAGAUGCUUUGUGCAUCUUAAGCAGCUAAAAAGAAAAGAACAUGAAGCUGCAAUGAAGAACACUGAACUAGUUGUUGAAAGGGAAAAACACCUCCAGGAGUACGUUCAGCAUGAACUUUGCGAGGCUGCAGACAGUCAGUAAAAUGCUCCGCAUCUCUUAGGGGGUCAUAGUUUCAUAUUUGAGGGGAGGAACAUGGCCACAUUUGUAAACCCAUUUUAACCAGAAUGAUACACAGUUAAUUGAACAUCAGUGAACAUCUCUCAGUUAUCAACAACAUGAAGGGACUAAGGCAACUCAGGGCCCGUAUUCAAUGUCCAGAUAAACAAUAUUUGUAAGAACUGAUAGCAUUUUGCCUAGGGAAAAUUCUGCCCUGACAACAAGUGAAACCAAAUAUUAUUAUACUACAUUUCUCUUUAUUUGUUGCUAUGCAACAGUAACCAGAAUGGCUGGUCAGAAAAUUCAACAGUGCAUAGCAACAGUAACCAAGGGGGCUUAGCUUAGCAAAGAGAUUUAGAAUGUUUGUGCAUGAUGUCACAGAGAUCAAAGAAAGUGAUGUCCCAGAAUGCUUUGAUAUCCCAAAACAGACUUUAAUGUCAUUGGUUCAAAGGGAAACUGGAAUAUUCACAGGUUAGACACUUGAGAGACAAUUUCACAUUGAGUACCACGCAACGGGAUACAAAACUAACAACUAGCAACACGACACUAUACUAACGCCCAACACAACACUAUACUCACACAAUACAAACAACAAACUGAAAUGGCUCCACCACAAUCCACCAUUUUGUCCAGGGCUGACUGGGAAAGAAUCCAGUCUGCGGCCAAAGAGUGCACCAGACGGGAAGUGGAUCACCAGAAAUCCAGAGCAGAGGAAAGACGCCAGAAAGCCCGAUGGAUAAAGAUACAGGCGGCAAAAAAACUUAAGGAAGAAAAGGAAGAACGUUUGAAUAUGCUUGCUGCGGAGGAGGUUGAAUCAAAGAGACAGGAUUGGCAACAAGCAGUUGACAAAGCCAAUAUUAAGAGGUUUUACGAUAACGGCUGUGUCAGAAAAUUUAACCGUGCACUCCUGUUGACACAUGUGCAGAAGGAGAAUGAGUUACGGAUUGAAUUUAACCGAGAAAAACAGAGGAUUAAUAAAGAAAAACAGAGACAGUCUGAAGAGGGAUUGAGCUGUAGACAGGAAGAAGCUCUGAGGCAAGAGCAGGAGAAAGCACGUCAGAGACAGCUUUAUAACCAGGCUGUGGCAAAACAUCAAGCUGAGCAAAUGAAGGAGAAAAAACAGGUGAAAGAGAAAGAGAGGCAGAUGGAGAAGGAAGAGAGAGACAGACUCCGUGCCCUUGAUGAAUUGCAUGCGCAAGAAGUAAGACAUCAGGCAAAGAAAAAAGCUGAGUCUAAGAAGAGCGUUUUGAAAUUUAGACUGGAUGAUAUUUCCAAUCAAAACUUCCACAGAGAAAAGCAGGCACAGGCAUUAAUUAUAGAGGAGAAGAAAAUAAAAUGUGUUCAGUCUGAUAUAGAAGCAACAUUACAGCAAAGAAAAAAUUACCAAGAAGAAAUGUUCAGAAAGCGCCAGAUAAAAAGGGAAAUUGUGACAGACAAAUUUGCAGUGACAGUGAAAGAGGAGGCUGCCACUACAGCUCUGAGGGAGGAGGCCAAAUUUGUUAAGGCAGUGGCUGAGAAAGAAGCAGAACUGGCAAAGCAGAAGAAGGAUAAGAAAGAGAAGAGGGCUGCUAUGCUUCAGUCUAUUUCUGCCCAUCGCAAGGCAAAAAUACAGGAGAGAGACCUGAGGAAAAAGGAAGAGCAUGAGAAUAACCUGGACUGGUUUCAAGCCCAGAGAGAGUCUACAAGGCUGUUCCUGGAAAAGGCUGAGCUAAAGGCUCAGAAAACAAAACAAAAGCAAAUCCAGUGUCAGGACUUCAAUCUUGCCAAAAUGGCUGAAAGUCAGGCCCAUCUUCAACAGCUAAAAAGGGAGGAACAUGAUGCUGCAAAGAAGGAUGCUGAACUGAUUGCUGAGAAGGAAAAACACCUCCAGGAAUAUAUUCAGCAUGAACUUAGCAAGGCUGCAGACAGUCAGCGAAAUGUUGGGCAUCUUUUAGCUGCAAGCACAGGAGGGCGUGGUUUCAUGGUUGAUGGAGAGGAACCUGGCUACAUCUGCAAAGGCACUGGUGAGUCAAUGCCCAGAUUUGCCACUGACCAGACCCGCUUUAUGAAACAGUAUCUGGAACGCGACAGGCUACAGCUUACAUAUGUAGAGACAGGUAGGGAGGGUGAUCUGGAGCCAACUCACUUCCCACUGAUUUCUAAAGCAAUAAGGGUAAAAUCUACAGACACCUCAGCAUUAAAGCAGACAACUAGAGAACGAUGUAGCCCCACUGUUGGUAUGGAGGGGUCCAACUACCUCUCCAUAGAUACGGGUGAAUCAUUGCCCAGACUGGCCACUGAUAAAACUAGAUCGACAAAGCAGAAUCUGGAGCAAAACAAGCUGCAGCUAACUUACAAGGAGAACAGUAAGACCGAUUUUCAGUCAACUCCCCUACCACCCAUUUCCACAGAGGAAGUCCCUGCAGGACGACGUCGCUCCAAUGUUGGUAGGGAGAGGUCCAGCUAUUGCUCCAUAGAUACAGGUGAAUCACUGCCCAGAUUGGCUACUGAUGAAACCCGACGGACCAAGCAAUAUCUGGAGCGAAACAAGCUGCAGCUAACUUACAUGGAGAACAGUAACGCCAAUCUUCAGUCAAAUCCUCUACCACCCAGUUCCAUAAAGGAAGUCACUGCAGGACAACGUCGCUCCAGUGUUGGUAAGGAGAGGUCCAGCUAUUGCGCCACAGAUACAGGUGAAUUAUUGCCCAGAUUUGCCACUGAUAAAACCCGAAUGACCAAGCAGUAUGUGGAGCGAAACAAGCUGCAGCUAACUUACAUGGAGAACAGUAACGCUGAUCUUCAGUCAUCUUCUCUGCCACCCAUUUCGAUUAAGAAAGUCACUGCCGGACCACAUUGCCUCCCAGCUGGUGUGGAGGGGUCCCACAGCUGUUGUAAAGGUACAGGGGAGUCAUUGCCCAGAUUGGCCACUGAUGAAACCCAAUCGACCAAGCAAUAUGUGGAGCAAAACAAGCUGCAGCUAACUGACGAAGAGAACGGCAAGGCCAAUUUUCAGCUAACUCCCCUGCCACCCAUUUCCAUAAAGAAAGUCCCUGCCGGACCACGUUGCCUCCCAGCUGGUGUGGAGGGGUCUGACUACCGUUGUAAAGGUACAGGGGAGUCAUUGCCCAGAUUGGCCACUGCUAAAACCCGAUUGACCAAGCAGUAUCUGGAGCGAAACAAGCUGCAGCUAACUUACAUGGAGAACAGUAACGCCAAUCUUCAGUCAAAUCCUCUACCACCCAGUUCCAUAAAGGAAGUCCCUGCAGGGCAACGUCGCUCCAGUGUUGGAAAGGAGAGGUCCAGCUAUUGCGCCACAGAUACAGGUGAAUCAUUACCCAGAUUUGCCACUGAUAAAACCCGAAUGAUCAAGCAGUAUGUGGAGCGAAACAAGCUGCAGCUAACUUACGAGGAGAACAGUAAGGCCAAUUUUCAGUCAACUCCCCUGCCACCCAUUUCCACAAAGAAAGUCCCUGCUGGACCACGUUGCCUCCCAGCUGGUGUGAAGGGGUCCCACUACUGUUGUAAAGGUACAGGGGAGUCAUUGCCCAGAUUGGCCACUGCUAAAACCCAAUUGACCAAGCAGUAUCUGGAGCGAAACAAGCUGCAGCUAACUGACGAGGAGAACGGUAAGGCCAAUUUUCAGCUAACUCCCCUGCCACCCAUUUCCAUAAAGAAAGUCCCUGCCGGACCACGUUGCCUCCCAGCUGGUGUGGAGGGGUCUGACUACCGUUGUAAAGGUACAGGGGAGUCAUUGCCCAGAUUUUCCACUGAUAAAACCCGACUGACCAAGCAGUACGUGGAGCGUAACAAGCUGCAGCUAACUUACAUGGAGAACAGUAACGCCAAUUUACAGUCAAAUCCUUUGCCACCCAUUUCCAUAAAGAAAGUCCCUGCUGGACCACGUUGCCUCCCAGCUGGUGUGGAGGGGUCUGACUACCGUUGUAAAGGUACAGGGGAGUCAUUGCCCAGAUUGGCCACUGCUAAAACCCAAUUGACCAAGCAGUAUCUGGAGCGAAACAAGCUGCAGCUAACUGACGAGGAGAACGGUAAGGCCAAUUUUCAGCUAACUCCCCUGCCACCCAUUUCCAUAAAGAAAGUCCCUGCCGGACCACGUUGCCUCCCAGCUGGUGUGGAGGGGUCUGACUACCGUUGUAAAGGUACAGGGGAGUCAUUGCCCAGAUUUUCCACUGAUAAAACCCGACUGACCAAGCAGUACGUGGAGCGUAACAAGCUGCAGCUAACUUACAUGGAGAACAGUAAGGCCAAUUUUCAGUCAAAUCCUUUGCCACCCAUUUCCACAAAGAAAGUCCCUGCUGGACCACGUUGCCUCCCAGCUGGUGUGGAGGGGUCUGACUACCGUUGUAAAGGUACAGGGGAGUCAUUGCCCAGAUUGGCCACUGCUAAAACCCGAUUGACCAAGCAGUAUCUGGAGCGAAACAAGUUGCAGCUAACUUAAAAGGAGAACAGUAAGGCCGAUUUUCAGUCAACUCCCCCACCACCCAUUUCCAUAAAGGAACUCCCUGCAGGACGACGUCAAUCCAAUGUUGUUAAGGAGAGGUCCAGCUAUUGCUCCAUAGAUAUAGGUGAAUCAUUGCCCAGAUUGGCCACUGAUAAAACCCAAUUGACCAAGCAUUAUCUGGAACGAAACAAGCUUACAAGGGGAACAGUAAGGUAAGUCUUCAGUCAUCUCCCCUACCACCCAUUUCCAUAAAGGAGGUCCUUGCAAGAUGUUAUUGCCCCUCAGCCGGUGUGGAGGGGUCCCAAUACCAUUCUAAAGUUACAGGGGAAUCAUUGCCCUGGUUUGACAUUGUGCAAACAAGGAACAUCAAACACUAUCUGGAACCAAACAAGCUGCAAUUCAGGAAGAAGUAGACAGCCAAUCUACAACAUUCCCCUUUCUCCAUCUCUCUUCUGUACAUAUGUUUUCCCCACCUCACGUCCCUCCUUCCCCCAUCUUUCUUUCCUACAUCCCUUUUCCCCAUCUCUCUUCCCUCCUCCCCCCACUUUUCUUUCAAUCAAUCAAACUUUAUUUGGAUAGCACCUUUCAUACAGGUCAGUGAAAUUCAAAGUGCUUCACAGAUGACUGACAAGCCAAAAAGACAGAACACAUAUUGGCAGUAAACAGUAAAAAUAAUUUGAGACCGACAGAUUUGAGAAAAUAAUACAUAAUAGCAUUACUUCUCCCCAUCUC
This is a messenger RNA of Thunnus maccoyii (southern bluefin tuna), 5614 nucleotides long. RefSeq lists its product as uncharacterized. The transcript has a single exon. NCBI's taxonomy places the organism in Eukaryota, Metazoa, Chordata, Actinopteri, Scombriformes, Scombridae. Bases 1046 to 4879 code for a protein of 1277 amino acids. The record is from RefSeq and is a predicted model, not a curated record.